This is a messenger RNA of Aureobasidium namibiae CBS 147.97, 1164 nucleotides long. RefSeq lists its product as uncharacterized. The transcript is spliced from 3 exons. Bases 1 to 1164 code for a protein of 387 amino acids. The record is from RefSeq and is a predicted model, not a curated record. Lineage: Eukaryota; Fungi; Ascomycota; Dothideomycetes; Dothideales; Saccotheciaceae.
AUGGCCCCGAGAAAGCGUAUCAAGCUAGACACAAGCGUCAGCCAAGAGGCUGAAGCUGCGCUGGAAUAUCCUGGCGACUCCAAUGAUCCAUCAAGCUUUAUUGCUUGCCACGAAGUUGAAAGCAAGACAGCCGCGUAUCUGGGUUACUCGAAUACCGAAGACAAGCUCCCCAAGUACACCAGCGCCCGUGUCGCUUUCAAAAUCCUCAACGACGAUCUCGAAUCGUACAAGAACAUAUCCGAUGCGGCCGCCGCAUUCCCUCUCACAGGCGACAAUGCACGACAGAGGAUCCUGGCCGGUAGACGUCUUGCUGCUAUACUGUCGAAGAUGAUCGAGGACUUUGCUCUCAUGUGUACUCUCGACAGCAAGGAGAAUAAGGCAAGACAAAGAACUGUAUUGGCCGGUUACAAGGAAGCCUUUCCUGAUCGUUCGAAUGUGCCUUUUCUCUCGCCGUCGAAGUGUUAUGGUCCUACCCUGGGCCCACUAGACGGUGAACAGAAGCUUGAGGCGUACAACAGGUGCUGGAUGCUCACAAAGUACUUCAAGUACUGCCAGCAAUUGUCCAGCAAGGCCUUUGAGAACCGCUUCCCUGCAAAUGGAGACAUCAAAGGUACCACAGUCCCACCUGAUAUGAUACCGGGCUGGAUGAGGCCCAAGCCGAAGACUGCAGAUCCUAAAUCUACAGAGGCACAGGCUAUGCUCCGCGCUGAUAGUCUCUCGAAAAAGACCUUCAGUCUUUGCUAUUAUCCUCGUGCCGACAACCCUGACAGCAGGGAUGCUGUGGAGGAGCAUUUUGAACUGGCUGCGGCGGAUGGAGUUGAGGAGUUGAGCACUCUUCCACAAGACUUUCUGAUCGACCCUCGAUUAUACGAUUCGCUGCAGUGUCUGAGAGACCAAAUUCGUCGACAGCUACGCUGUCACAUCUUCCGCUUCGAUCUUGCGAGGGUUUCACUGAAGUACAAGCGGAAGGAGGAAGACGGCACCUUCCCCCAGUCGGCCGAUCUGAUGAACAGCGACUGGACUGAAAUCAAGCCCAUUCUUCAUGAUGAAGCCAACGAUGACUUCAUCUUCCAGGUCGGCUUCACAACACGAUCUUACGAAGGCACCGAGAAUAUCUUCGAGGAACCCUUCAACGUUCCAUCACAUCUCGUGGCCUACUGGUAG